Molecule: messenger RNA, 2182 nt
Organism: Meriones unguiculatus (Mongolian gerbil)
Lineage: Eukaryota; Metazoa; Chordata; Mammalia; Rodentia; Muridae
Gene: Cdsn
Product: corneodesmosin
Exons: 2
Coding region: 18-1628 (536 amino acids)
Biological process (GO): skin morphogenesis; cell-cell adhesion
Molecular function (GO): protein homodimerization activity
Source: RefSeq, a predicted model, not a curated record
AGGCCACACUGUGUACCAUGGGUUCCUCUCGGGCACCCGGGUUGGGGCGUGUGGGAGGGCACGGGCUGAUGGCAUUGCUGCUGGCCGGUUUCAUUCUGCCAGGAACAUUGGCUAAGAGCAUUGGUACCCUCUUGGACCCCUGUAAGGACCCCACAAGGAUCACCUCCCCCAACGACCCCUGUGUCAUUGGAAAGACUGGCUCCAGCAGCUUCGGCAGCCAAGGCGGAUCCAGCAGCUUCAGCAGCCAUGGCGGAUCCAGCAGCUUCAGCAGCUCCCAGGGAGGCUCUUCAGGAUCUUUGAUAUAUAAACCAGGAACAGGAUAUUCCCAGAGUAGCUAUUCUUCUGGCUCUGGCUCCUCCCAGUCAGGAAACAGCGGCUCUCAGUCAGGAAGCAGUGGCUCUCAGACAGGAAACAGCGGCUCCCAGUCAGGAAACAGCGGCUCUCAGACAGGAAGCAGUGGCUCUCAGUCAGGAAGCAGUGGCUCUCAGACAGGAAGCAGUGGCUCUCAGACAGGAAGCAGCAGCUCUCGAUGGGUAAGCAGCAGCUUUCAGUACGGAAGCUCAAGCUCAGGGAGCAUCCGGGAGGGCCCAGGAAGUGGCUCCGCUCUGCCAACCGAUGACAGGGCUUCAGGCACCUCCCAGUCUGGAGGUUCCCACGCUUCCCAGAGCAGCAGCUCCAACCUGCGGCCCUGUAGCUCCAACGUGCCCGACUCUCCCUGCAGUGGGGGCCCUGUCAUCACACACUCGGGGCCCUAUAUCUCCAGCUCGCACUCCGUAUCAGGCGGGCAGAGGCCUGUAGUGGUGGUGGUGGAGCAGCACGGCUCUGGGGGCCCUGGAGGGUUUCAAGGCGUGCCCUGCGCCAACGGCGGCCCCUCGGGCAAGCCCUGCCCCCCCAUCACCUCUGUCCAGAAACCGUACGGUGGCUACGAGGUGGUGGGUGGCUCAGCCAACAGUUAUCUGGUCCCAGGCAUGACCUACAGCGGGGGUAAGAUCUACCCGGUGGGCUACUUCACCAAGGACAGCCCCGUCAGGGGCUCGCCAGGGGCCCCCUCCUUUGCGGCUGGGCCCCCAGUCUCCGAGGGCAAGUACUUCUCCAGCAAUCCCAUCAUCCCCAGCCACAGCUCCUCCGUCUCCAACGCCUACCCCUCGGGCCUGGUGUUCCAGCCCGUGGGCACUGGCGGGGUCCAGCCCUGCGGCGCCGGCUCUGCCAGCUCUAAGGGGCCUUGCUCUGGUUCCAGAGUUCAGAUCGUCUCCAGCAGCUCCAGUACCUCCUACCACCCCUGCGGCGGGGCUUCCCAGGGGCCCUGCUCACCUCCAGGCCCCGGCUCCAUCGGAGGGGGAGGCUCCUCCGUCUCCACCGGCAAAAUCGUGCUUCAGCCCUGCGGCGGUCGGCCCAGCUCCUCCGCCUACCCCUGCCUUUCCGUUUCCACCUCCACCCUGAACGGGGCUCUGAACGGCUCCCCUCAGCCUAUCCCCUCGGCCGGUGCCAAGCCCUGUGGCCUCAGCAGCCCCGGAAAGGUGCCCUGCCGUUCCAUCCGGGACAUUCUGGCCCAGGUGAAGCCUCUGGGGCCCCAGCUAGCGGACCCUGAGGUCUUUCUGCCCCAGGGAGAGCCGCUUGACAAGCCGUAAGUCAGCCGCAGCCGUCUCCCGGCUGGAAGACGUCAGGGGCCCGGUUGCCUGCCCUUCCCGGAGAGGAGCCUCCGGCUCCAGCUAGCCCGGGGACGCAGGCUCCGGUCGGCAGCCCCAGCGGUGGGCUCGUCCCUUCCCCCGCCCUCUCCUGGUGCUCCCGCCCCCUCCGCUGCGGUGCCCUCUCGCCUGAUCGCCCGCUCUUGACCUCAACCCGAUGCCCCACAAGUCAACCGCGCCUCUGCCGGGUCGCCAAAUAAGGCCAAGCCCGAUCCAUCCCCGAGAACAAGCCGCACCCUCGCCGACCCUCCACCAUCUGCUCCCACAGCCCGCUCAAUUGUUGGGUUCCCGCCGCCCGUCACGGCAGGCCCUACCGGGCCCAUUUCCCACCCACGCGUGCCUCCCGGCUCUCCAUGUCAGUCCCUGCCUGCUUGCCACGUCACCCAAAGCACAGGUGUUGCCCUGUGCGCGUGUGGAGCAGGGCACCCGCGGAGCCUGGCCCGGCCCUGGCUCUCCGGACCCUGACAGGGCUCAAUAAACUUCGUGAACUUUGUGCA